Messenger RNA from Solanum tuberosum (potato), 1331 nucleotides. RefSeq names its product 50S ribosomal protein L19-1, chloroplastic-like. Gene Ontology annotation, cellular component: ribosome. The record is from RefSeq and is a predicted model, not a curated record. Gene Ontology annotation, biological process: translation. The coding region runs from base 160 to 933 and encodes 257 amino acids. Gene Ontology annotation, molecular function: structural constituent of ribosome. NCBI's taxonomy places the organism in Eukaryota, Viridiplantae, Streptophyta, Magnoliopsida, Solanales, Solanaceae. The transcript is spliced from 7 exons.
GUUAAACCCCAAAUGCUGCUGCUUCUGAACCCACACACAAACGCUUUUCACUUUCAGCAAGCGCCACCAUCCUCCGCCACUCACCGCCGCCGCCGAUUCUGUAUUUGACCUCCGAAACCCUAGAAGCUUGACAUCGUAGAUAGAUUCUUCUAGAAGAAAAUGUGGAGAAGACUCUCUUCUCAGCUCCGAGCUCUAACUCCAUCCCUAUCUCCUCCGAAAUGCAACCUUUUCGUAACAAGUUCUGUUUCAUCUUCGUCUCUGACGUCGGAGAUUUUUCGUCCAUCCGUGGCUCUGUAUAAUCGACAUUUUAGCUCUGAAUUUGGCAAUGCUUCUAAGGAGAAUGAAGUCAAGCAUGGAAACUUACUCGAAACUAGAUUGAACGUGUCUGUUCACUCUGAGAAUAACAGACAUGCUUCACUAACAUCGCCUUACAAGGGUUAUAGAUCAUGUUUAUCGCAAUACAAUGCCAUGGUCCCAAGUUUCCCUAGAAGAUUCAUUACAACAGGUGCUACUUCAGUUGACAUGGUUUCUGAAGAUGCUUCUGCUUUGGCAACUCCACGUAUCAAAUUUAAGAGGCUUGAUAAAACAGCAAAACAUAUAAUGCAGAUUCUUGAUAAGGAAGCUGUUGAAGAAGUAAGGGCACAGAGUGAGAUUCCUGAUAUAAAGCCUGGUUAUAUUAUCCAGCUCAAAUUGGAAGUGCCAGAGAACAAGAGACGUGUUUCAACUAUCAAAGGCAUAGUGAUAGCAAGGCGCAAUGCGGGUUUAAAUACUACAUUCAGAUUAAGAAGACUUGUGGCUGGAGUUGGGGUUGAAAACCUAUUUCAUCUGUACUCUCCCAACCUAAAGGAGAUAAAGGUGUUGGACAAGAAAAGAGUGAGGAGGGCCAAGCUAUACUAUCUCAGGGACAAAAUGAAUGCCCUGAAAAAACACUAACAAGCUAGCUCAUGUGGAAGGGUCGAGCCUAUCAUCUCAAAGUUGUUUCGCCAAUGUAAAAGACUGCAGCAGAAAAGAAUCUUAUUGUUCCAAUUCUGGGUCACAGGUUUUACUUAUCUCUAUUGAUCAACAUGUAUCAGCAACAUACUUUUCCUUCGAGCAGGUAACUUUUACUAUGUCGCAAGCAGAUCUUGCCAUAGAAUUAGCAUAUCUUUUUGUUAGAUUCUACGACUCUCAAAAACCGAGAGUGGUUUAAAAAAAAGAUGUUUUGUUGACUACAUCAGAACUGAAUGAAAAGCUAUACGAUCUUUACUAAGUUUUAGCAAUUUCUGUUGAGCUGCACUUGUGGUCUCUGUGACUUUACCUGAAGAGAUUCAAAUAAAGCAUAUUUCUCUUUA